CACUUUGUUGGCUGCUAUGCACAUUGCACGCCGCUGUUGUGUUGUCUGCUAACACCCUCUAGCGCACAGAUGCGCUCUGUCUCUCCGUUUUGCAGCUGUACUCCAUCGUUAGCGGAAGAUUUACCGUGCUCUGCUGCAGCAGUCAGUCCAGGCUGGCACCGAACGGGCUACAACCGCACUACGCGCGCUCACACCGACCGACCAACUUAACUGAUACGGUGUCACUUGGAGUUUCGGAGCUGUCUGUGACGAACCACGUUCUGGACUGCGUUCAUCUAUUUCCCGCGUGGAGGAGUGACGCUUGGGUGAAACCAGUAAAAAAAGAUAACGCACCGGGAGAAAUGUUUGUUUAAAUGUCUUGUCAAAACUGAAAUAGGCCUAAUACAGGUCUCCGGAGCAAAGUUUUCAUGAUCUACCAAGUCUUUUUUGCUUUUGGAAUGUGGUCUUUGUUGGUACGUUUCUUCUUGAUUUUAGUUUUUCCAACCGUGUGAACUUCAAUCCUCUUCAGCUCUCCAUCGGCUCAUGCGAUGGACCUCCUCCAGUACAACCGUCGUAUGCCUGCUCUCUCCAACGGGGACUGGAUGUGAGCAGGGUCCGGAGAGAGACAUCAACGGUUCGGCUUGGAAUCUAAAGGCGCGUUUUGACCGGUUUCGUCUCUUGGAUAGUCUCCUGCUCGGCGCGGUGCUGGGCAGCCUGUGGAUGGUACAGAAAUGACUUCAGGAAAAAAAUACUGCCUCGUUUUACUCUUUCUGCGGAUUCUCUUCACUCCUUCCAGCCAUGGCAAUCAAGUGGUACUGCUGGACACUACGACUGUUCUGGGAGAGCUGGGAUGGAAGACGUAUCCUAUCAAUGGAUGGGAUGCUAUAACAGAGAUGGAUGAACACAAUCGUCCUAUCCAUACCUUCCAGGUGUGUAAUGUAAUGGAGCCUAACCAGAACAACUGGCUUCGCUCCAACUGGAUCUUCCGUCAGGCUGCACAGAAGGUGUACGUGGAGCUGCGCUUCACUCUGAGGGACUGUAACUCCAUCCCCUGGGUGUCCGGGACCUGCAAGGAGACCUUCAACCUGUUCUAUCACGAGACCGACGAGUCCCACGGUGGGGCGUUUAAACCCGCCCAGUACACCAAGAUCGACACCAUCGCAGCCGACGAGAGCUUCACUCAGAUGGACCUAGGAGACCGCAUCCUCAAGCUCAACACGGAGGUACGAGAAGUGGGUCCUGUUUCCAGGAAGGGCUUCUAUCUGGCGUUUCAGGACAUUGGGGCGUGCAUCGCCUUGGUCUCCGUCAGGGUCUACUAUAAGAAAUGUCCCUUCACCCUGAGGAACCUGGCCUCGUUCCCUGACACCGUGCCUAGGGUCGACUCCUCCUCCUUGGUGGAGGUCAGGGGGGCGUGCGUAGACCACGCUGAGGAAAGAGACACGCCCAAGCUGUACUGCGGCGCCGACGGCGACUGGCUGGUGCCGUUGGGGAAGUGCGUCUGUAGCAUGGGCUACGAGGAGAUAGACGGGGCGUGUGCUGCAUGUAAACCGGGAUUUUACAAGGCGUUUGCGGGAAACAUCAAGUGUUCUAAGUGUCCACCUCACAGUUACAGCUAUGGAGAGGGGGCUAUUCUCUGCCACUGUGAGAAGGGUUUCUACAGAGCUGAGAAAGACCCACCCACAAUGGCCUGCACACGCCCCCCCUCUCCUCCGCGUAACGUGCUCUUCCACCUGAACGACACGUGCCUGCUGUUGGAGUGGUCUCCCCCCAGUGACACGGGGGGCCGCCGGGACCUCACCUAUAACGUCCUGUGUAAGCGCUGCGGCCCGCAGCCCGGCCAAUGCCAGCUGUGCGGGGAGGAGCUCCGCUUCGUGCCGCGCCCACAGGGUCUGACGAACUCCACGGUGACGGUGAUGGACUUCUCGGCUCGCGCGAACUACACUUUUGAAAUCGAGUCGCUGAAUGGCGUGUCGGAGAUGAGCCACUUCCCCAGGCCGUUCACCGCCAUCACCGUGUCCACCGACCAGGGUGGAUCUGCCCCCGCAGGUGCCUUCAUGGUGGGUAUGCUGAAGAAAGACUGGGCCUCUCAGAACAGCAUUGCCCUGUCGUGGCUGGAGCCGGACCUGCCCUCACUCAAUGUGGUCGACUAUGAGAUCAAGUACUACGAGAAGGAGCAUGAGGAGUUGAGCUACUCCUCCACGAGGACCAAAGCCCCCAGUGUCAUCAUCACAGGCUUAAAACCCUCCACCUGCUACGUCUUCAGCCUGAGAACACGCACCUCUGCUGGACACAGUGCUUACAGCCCAAAAUAUGAGUAUGAGACCACAGACGACACAUCGGACAUGGCUUCAGACCAGGGUCAGGUGUUGGUGAUUGUCACAGCAGCCGUGGGAGGCUUCACCCUCCUUAUCAUCCUCACCCUCUUCUUCCUCAUCACUGGACGGUGUCAGUGGUACAUCAAAUCCAAGAUGAGCUCUGAGGACAAGAGGAGGACAAACUAUCAGAAUGGACAUGCUCUCCCGUACCCAGGGGUGAAGACCUAUGUAGAUCCAGACACCUAUGAGGAUCCAGCUCAGGCCGUCCAUGAGUUUGCUAAAGAGAUUGACCCAACGCGGAUCCGGAUUGAAAGAGUAAUCGGAGCAGGUGAGUUCGGCGAGGUGUGUAGCGGUCGUCUGCGCACGCCAGGGAAGAGGGAGACUGCUGUGGCAAUAAAGACCCUGAAGGGCGGCUAUGUUGAGCGACAGAGGCGGGACUUCCUCAGGGAGGCGAGCAUCAUGGGACAGUUUGACCAUCCGAAUAUCAUCAGGCUGGAGGGCGUGGUCACCAAAAGCAGGCCUGUGAUGAUAGUGGUGGAGUACAUGGAGAACGGCUCUCUGGACUCUUUUCUUAGGAACCACGACGGUCACUUCACGGUGAUCCAGCUGGUGGGCAUGCUGCGUGGCAUCGCGUCGGGCAUGAAGUACCUGUCUGACAUGGGCUACGUCCACAGAGACCUGGCCGCUCGCAACAUCCUGGUCAACAGCAACCUGGUGUGUAAGGUGUCUGACUUCGGCCUGUCCAGAGUCCUGGAGGACGACCCCGAGGCUGCCUACACCACCACGGGGGGUAAGAUACCCAUCAGGUGGACAGCCCCCGAGGCCAUCUCCUACAGGAAGUUCUCAUCGGCCAGCGAUGCCUGGAGCUACGGGAUCGUCAUGUGGGAAGUGAUGUCAUACGGGGAGCGGCCUUACUGGGAGAUGUCCAAUCAGGACGUCAUCCUGUCCAUCGAGGAGGGCUAUCGUCUACCUGCCCCCAUGGGCUGCCCGGUUGCACUUCAUCAGCUGAUGCUCCACUGCUGGCAGAAGGAGAGGAGCCAGAGGCCCAAGUUCAUUGAUAUGGUCUCCUUCCUGGACAAGCUGAUCAGGAACCCCAGUAGUCUGCUGGCACUGGUGGAAGAUAUGCAGUGUCUACCAGAUUCCCCAGGAGAGGUGGUGGAUUACCCCAUGUUCAUCUCCAUCGGGGAUUGGCUGGAUUCCAUUAAGAUGAGCCAAUACAAGAAUAGCUUUGUGGCAGCAGGAUUCAGCACACUGGACUCUGUGGCUCAGAUGACCAUUGAAGACGUGCGGAGAAUCGGGGUGGUCUUGAUUGGACACCAGAGGAGGAUCGUCAGCAGUAUACAGACCCUCCGACUGCAGCUACUGCACGAACAGGAGAAGGGCUUCCACGUAUGAGACCUUAGAACGAACGGACAGACGGAGGGAGAGAGAUGGACAGAGAGACAGUCGGACAGCCCCGGCCUGUGCCGCAGUCUUCACCCUUUCAAGCAGACACGCGGACGGGCCGUCUCACCCUGAAGGCCUCUCUCUCCGGCAGACUAUCACACACUUGGACCUCAGUGCAGAAACUCCAUAAAGACAGACUGUUUUAUACACACCAACCUGCUUUAGCCAGAAACAGGACAACAGAGACAGGGCUCUGAGAUAAUCUGUGCUAGCUGUCUCUGGUCGUCCCCGGGGAAUGUAUGCCUUGUCGCAGCAACAGUACUUCUCGUCUAUGUGGAGCAACGUCAUUAUACAGUAGAGCUGUAGAUUUGGGAACUUAACCUAUGACAUUUUUUUCCCCCAUGUUUUUGUGACCAUGAUGUAGCUGCUAACAGAUGAGCAAUCAGAGGAUUGUCUUUAAAUAAUAUGAUAUGAAUUAUUUUAGAGUUUGAUAAGUAAGCGUCAUCAUAAGGUAUUCUUGUUACAUUAUUUAACCCCCAGAGUACCUGGGUAUGCUAAUACUUGAAGAAAGGAGAGGAGAUCGUUUUUGAAGUGCAGAGGAUUUAUGAAUGUUUUACGUGUGUAGAAAUCUAUAAUGAUUAUAAUCCUAAACUAAUAUUUAUAUCUGUGGAGUCCUGUAUGUGAGCGCCCUAGUAAAUUUGGAUCUUAUCUCUUCAUUUAAUUACCUUUUUAUCAAAGUCAGCAACAUAUGCAGUCGUCUCAGUAACUAAGAUAAGAGAAAUAAACGAAUGAUACUCUCUUAUGGACCUAUACACCUUGACGGCAGAGUGUCAACAAAUCUCAGCAGACACCCCUACAUGCUAACCUGCAAGCUCUACGGGCCAGUCGUGCAAUGCUACAGACUCAUGGCAGCUGUUGGAACACAAUGUACAUAGCCAAGUAAGCCAGUGCGUUGGGUGUACCUUAUUGCUGGCGUCAGGACACUGCGCUGAUAUGUGCUGUCAGGACCCACAUGCACCCCAUAGCAGACUGGAGUCUGACGUGCUCAGUAACAAACACACAGAGAGACUAUGUAGUGCCAGGGUCGAUACGUACCUCUUUAUUCCCGGUGGACCUCCAUAACCCGAGGCACCAUCAGCCUCCAGAUCCACAGGUAGUCCAGGUGGUUCAGUAAAUCACCCAAAAACAAUGCCUGAAACCCAGAGGCUGGCAUUAGCUCCCCCGAGCCGCGUGGCUUAUGCUUUCGCUCAGCAGGCUAACGCAGUCUUGCGAAGCCCAGUUGAUCACAUUUGUCCAGGAGCAGGGGUCUCUCUGGGGGGCCUUGAGUUGCGCCCAGACACACUGAUCUAGGGUCAGUUUAAUCCUAUUGGACCCACUCAUGUGUGUGCUAAGGAUUGAGGUAGGCCAGGCUGAUCCUAGAUCUGUGGUUUUGGAUAACUAGUACCUGGGCUGAUCCUAGAUCUGUGGUUUUGGACAACUAGUAACUGGAGUUCACCUGUCCAGCAGCUGCUCGGAGUCAGACAAGUCGGGUGUCCUUCACAGGGGAGGACAUCCAACACUCUUUCUCCUCUUGGAAGGAGAAACCAGAUGAGUUUGCUUAGCAUGUCCUUCUGCUGAGCAACAGGAGAAUGCUUUUUUGUACAAAGUACAAGUAUACUUAUAAUUCUUGUAUUUUAUUUUUCUAUAAUUUCCAAAGAGACGUUGUAGAUCUUGCACACUGUAUAAGGCAGAUUAAAGAAAAUAUUUAUUUGAAGAAUAAAGGUGAACAGUUCUGGUGGUUAGAUGUUAUCAUGUUUUUACUGUUUCAUUCUUGGGAAGACAUCCUGAUUUUAAGAAUCGUGCAAUGAUACUGGACCAUCAUUUCAAGCCUCCCCCAACACCUUUUCAUCAAAUGACUGCUUAUGGGAGUUUUCUUACUCAAACAUUUAGUGGAGACAGAUCUACCCUGAAGGAAGAAAUUAAUUAGAUUUAAUUACGUUAUUGCCUAAACGUGCUAUAACGGCUUGUAUAGGCAGUUCAGUGCCUGCAAUCUCAACCGUGGCGGUUUGCUGAAAAAGCACUCUGUUCUGCUCAAUAUCAAAGUGCUCACACAACCAGUCUGGCAAGAUGGAAAUCGGAGGACCAAUGUCUCAAUAUUUGACUCUCCCUGGUCCGCUGGGAGUUGCUGCUACCAGGCAAGCCCAUUAUUUUGAAUUAAGCUAAAAAAAAUACUUUGGGAAGGGGUGAAAGAGGGAGGUGCCAGAAAUGCAUAUAAUGUCAUUAGUUUCAGUAAUGCUGAAAACAACAGUAGACAAUAUUUGAGCAGCACAUUUAUAGCA
Esox lucius (northern pike) is the source of this 5998-nucleotide messenger RNA. Its product is annotated as ephrin type-A receptor 6. The record is from RefSeq and is a predicted model, not a curated record. Gene Ontology annotation, cellular component: neuron projection; plasma membrane. Bases 711 to 3689 code for a protein of 992 amino acids. Gene Ontology annotation, biological process: axon guidance; cell surface receptor protein tyrosine kinase signaling pathway; protein phosphorylation. The transcript has 18 exons. Gene Ontology annotation, molecular function: transmembrane-ephrin receptor activity; protein binding; ATP binding. NCBI's taxonomy places the organism in Eukaryota, Metazoa, Chordata, Actinopteri, Esociformes, Esocidae.